AUGCCACCUGCGGCGCCGCCGGCAUCUUCGAAGGCCGCUCGUCCAAGGCGGCCAGAAACCUUCCGGGCCGGCGGAAUACGGAGAAGUACCACCACCACCGGCGACCUGAUUGCAGCGCUUUCCGCAGAACUCACCGACGAGGAGCGAGAUAUCGAGAUCGAGGCCAGCAUCGUCCCUUCCUGUGACAGGACAGAGGACACCAACAUCGCUCUGCUAUGCUUCAAGCCUAAUCCUCCCGCGUACUUGAGCCCGCUGUACAACGGAAAUAACGAUACUACCAAGGUCCUUACCACAGUCGGCCUCCUGAGCUUCGAUAAGAGCUUUUUGGGACUCCCCCAGCUCUACCCCACGCCCCCAAGACGUGAAAUCACAGCCGAAACGACGAUCUAUGGCUACAACUCAAAGAUUGCGGACUACACCUCUGGACUUUUGAAGAACAUCAAGAGGGCCCGGACAAAAAAAAGCUUGGUAAUUGCAUCCGAGGAAAAGUUGCGUGAUAUUGAGACCUAUUCCAUAUAUGAAGCUACACGAGCUUUGAUAUUCUUCGCCACGCCACAUCGGGGAUUAUCGACAGAAGACAUCCUCGGCAUGGUCGAUGCCGAAAAGCAGAACGAAAGAGCCUGUCUGGUGAGAUCUAUCGACAAAAAUUCAGAAGUUCUCCAGUCGCGGUUGCACGAUUUCACCAAAUUCGCGUCACGUUUCAGGAUAUUCAGCUUCUACGAGCAGAAGACGAAGACAAGGACCCGGAAACUAGGUCCAAAUGGCACUUACGGCAGAACGGGCGACUUCAUUGUCCCGGUUGAUGCCGAUUCAGCCUUGCUUGGCCUACCGAGGGGAAUAGAGACCAGAAUUGUGGUCGAUGAAGACCAUACGACGAUAGUCAAGUUCAACGGCAAACACCGCACGUACAGGCUUACGAUUUCGUACUUUUGGGACUUGACGGAUGGAUGGCUUCUCGACCAUGCUGGAUACAACCCCAAAUAUCCCGCAACCAGUGCAACGGAAGCCCUGCCUUGGGCAAUUGGCAGCGGUGACUUGCGACUCGUCAAGUUGCUCCUGAACAACGGCGCCAACCUGAGAUUUCCCAUGGACGGCAAGACUUGA
Tricharina praecox is the source of this 1104-nucleotide messenger RNA. RefSeq lists its product as uncharacterized. Bases 1 to 1104 code for a protein of 367 amino acids. NCBI's taxonomy places the organism in Eukaryota, Fungi, Ascomycota, Pezizomycetes, Pezizales, Pyronemataceae. The record is from RefSeq and is a predicted model, not a curated record. The transcript is spliced from 4 exons.